Messenger RNA from Lepisosteus oculatus (spotted gar), 2481 nucleotides. It is a transcript of the gene psmd13, whose product is annotated as proteasome 26S subunit, non-ATPase 13. Gene Ontology annotation, molecular function: structural molecule activity. The record is from RefSeq and is a predicted model, not a curated record. NCBI's taxonomy places the organism in Eukaryota, Metazoa, Chordata, Actinopteri, Semionotiformes, Lepisosteidae. Gene Ontology annotation, cellular component: nucleus; proteasome regulatory particle, lid subcomplex; cytosol. Gene Ontology annotation, biological process: ubiquitin-dependent protein catabolic process.
CUUCCCGGCUUGCUUUGCAGAAGCAGUGUGUAUGUUUGGAGGGGUCAGGACUCUUCUUGUUGGACGUUUUCACAGUUUGUAACAUUGUUACGAUUCGACUGUAGCAAUGAAGGAUGUCAUCGGGUACCUCAAACAGCAGCAGAGCAGGAGCUCCACUCCUGAACUGGCCACAGAGUGGCACACGCUGGAAGAGCUGCACAACAAGAAGCUGUGGCACCAGCUGACACUCAAACUGACCGUGUUUGUGCAGAACCCUUGCUUUGCUGCUGGAGAUGGCUUACUCAAGCUGUACGAGAAUUUCAUCAGUGACUUUGAACACAGAAUCAAUCCAUUAUCCCUCGUAGAAAUUAUUCUCCAUGUGGCAAGACAAAUGACGGAUCCCAAUGUUGCCAUUAGUUUCCUAGAGAAGACAAAGGAGAAGGUCAAAAGCAGUGACGAAGCUGUAAUUCUCUGUAAGACAGCCAUCGGAAGUCUGAAGCUGGAAAUAAAUGACCUUCCAGCGACAAAGAAGUUAAUCGAAGAGGUUGAAGAAAUGCUGAAUAACUUGCCUGGGGUGACAUCAGUCCAUGGGCGGUUUUAUGAUCUCUCCAGUAAAUACUACCGCAUCAUAGGGAAUCAUGCAUCCUACUACAAAGAUGCUCUGCGCUACCUGGGCUGUGUAGAUGCCAAGGACUUGCCAGAGGCCGAGCAGCAGGAGAGAGCCUUCACCCUGGGGCUGGCUGGGCUCUUGGGAGAAGGGGUGUACAAUUUUGGAGAGCUUCUGAUGCAUCCAGUACUGGAGUCCCUGAGGAGCACAGACAAGCAGUGGUUGAUAGACACGCUGUACGCUUUCAACAGUGGGAAUGUUGAGAAGUUUCAGGGUUUCAAAUCAGCGUGGGGACAGCAGCCUGAUCUUGCCGCCCAGGAGUCCAGGCUGAUGAAGAAGAUCCAGCUGCUGUGUGUAAUGGAGAUGACUUUUACCCGUCCAGCCAAUCACAGACAGCUGACAUUUGACGAAAUUGCCAAGAGUGCCCAAAUUCCUCUUGAUGAGGUGGAGCUCCUUGUGAUGAAAGCACUGUCCGUAGGGCUGAUAAAAGGCAACAUUGAUGAGGUGGAUCGGAGAGUUCACAUGACCUGGGUGCAACCAAGAGUCCUGGACCUGCAACAGAUUAAAGGGAUGAAAGAUCGGCUGGACCUGUGGUGUGGAGAUGUGAAGGACAUGGCCAUGCUGGUGGAGAGCCAGGCCCAUGACAUCUUGACAUAAGGCAGCUAAGCAUCCUGGGAAGAUAUUGUGUGUUGUCAAUAACCUGCAUCAUGGCAUCUUGGGGUGUUUUUUUUAAAAAAAAAACGAUGUGGGAAUUCUCUCAUACAGUUUUUAUGUUUUGGAAUAGUGACUUUAAGUGAUAAAGAACAGCAGCACUCAGUACCAGAUAAAAUAAGAGGACCUAUUCAAGGUUUGUUUUAUAUAAUACUUUGGGUGCCAUAAUAUGGCUUUGUUAUUUUUAAUUUUUAAUGUGUUCCUUACAAAACCAUCUUCUGGACCAUACUCAUUUUUUUUUGUUUUGCAUUCUCAAGGAGAAUUGAUUUCCACAAUAGAUUUAUGUAGUCAUGUACUUUACCAAGGACAGCCAUAUCCUAAACCAGCAAACUGCACAAUGUAAAUCAUCACUUCCCUGUUUCAUAUUUGGGUUUGUGGAAAGAAACAAAAGCUGCAUAAACUGUCAAUUCACAUCAUGUAAUAUUAUUGCUUUUUAUACUGUACAUGAUCAAAGUAUCACAGACAAAAACUAAUACAGUAACUGAAUUGAUAAUACUCAGAAUUACUGGUGUUUAGACCCAAUAAAAUAAGCCCAUUCAACCAUGCCAUUAAUUUUAUCUUCAUAAUUUUUUUGACUUUUAAAAAAAAAUGAGUGGCACAUCUGAAUCGUCAUGGAAGAUGUUCUGCGGCAGUUGUGCUGAGCAGAUUGGUUCAUCAUCAUUUGCUGGGUUUUCAUGGUCAUCUUCCAUUCAUGUGUUGAAGAGCACCUUGUUCUCUCAUGGGUUAUUCAGGCUCUGCAUGGUAGUCUGUCAUCCCAGCUCCUGUUCCACGCAGUAGGGGCCACAGAAGAAAGCUACCAGCACAGUGAUGACAUGGCAGGAGAAAAAAAUGAAAGAGUUUGUGCACUCCAUUUUUAAACUUUUUUCACACACUAAAAAUGAAUGACCUUUGAUCGAAAGAUACAUUUUUAAAAUAGAUCUUUCUUCUGUGCCGCAGGAGAAAUUUUAAUCUUUUUUUAAAGGUUUUAAAACAUAAGACACAAACUUUACAGUCAGAUGCUGGUCUUCUGAGCAAAGUCAUUAGUGUUUUUUUUCCUGCCAGGCUGGGCUGCAUUGUCCUGCCCAUGCCCAGAGAGGGACACGCCCGAUCUCUCUCUGCUCCGGGCUUUUUAUUCAAUGGAAAACAGUCUGUCAGUUUUAGAACACAUUUUCAAAAUCAAAUAAAAUGUAUGCAUGUUUUCCAAA